Nicotiana tabacum (common tobacco) is the source of this 566-nucleotide messenger RNA. The record is from RefSeq and is a predicted model, not a curated record. NCBI's taxonomy places the organism in Eukaryota, Viridiplantae, Streptophyta, Magnoliopsida, Solanales, Solanaceae.
AAUUGUUACUAAAAGCAAAAUCUGUCAUUGUUUCCAGAUAUAUGUUUUCUCUUUACAUGGGAAUCAUGUCAUGUCCCGUGACUUCAAAUUUUUAAGAACAAUAUUAAAUCCUCGAACUUUUUCAGUUUGUACUCUAUUUUCUACCUCCUUCUCGUUGUUUAUUAUGAUCUCCUGAAUCUGCAGUGGAAGAAAUUAUGAGGUCAGCUCAAGAACCGAACCGGAACGGCGGUUUAAUGACUCCGUCGCCCCGGCCUAGAAUCCAAUCUCAGUUCCAGUCCACAGUUUCCGUGCAAAAAAACCGGCGGUUCAACAUUUUGAUUCUCGUUUUCCGGUUCGCUGCCUUUUGCUUCUCUCUUGCCUCUGCUAUUUUCAUGUACACCAACUCUCGUGGCUCUGGUUCUCCUCAGUGGUACCACUUCGAUGCUUUCAGGUUUGUUGCAAUUGCAGCUGCGAUUGUGGCUUUGUAUUCAUUGUUCGAAAUUGGAGCGUCAGUUUGGGAAAUUUCAAGAGGCGCCACUGUGUUUCCCGAAGUAGUUCAAGUCUGGUUUGAUUUCAGCCACGAUCAG